Messenger RNA from Medicago truncatula (barrel medic), 336 nucleotides. RefSeq names its product F-box protein SKIP19. The record is from RefSeq and is a predicted model, not a curated record. Bases 1 to 336 code for a protein of 111 amino acids. NCBI's taxonomy places the organism in Eukaryota, Viridiplantae, Streptophyta, Magnoliopsida, Fabales, Fabaceae. The transcript is spliced from 3 exons.
AUGUCUUCUUCUCCAGCGAAGAAACACAAAUUUGAGAGCACAAAAAACCCUAAUUGGGUUGAACUUCCAAAAGAUAUAACAUCAAACAUACUUCAAAGGCUUAAUACAGUCGAAAUUCUAACAAAAACACGCUAUUACGCUGUUGAUCUAAGUUCUGGCCAUUUAGAAAAAAAUGAUAUUUAUUGUUUUGCCACCGAUGAUCUUCUCCAAUACAUUGCUGGUAGGGCAAGUAACUUAAGGUGCUUACAACUUGAUUCAUGCGAUAGAAUAUCAUAUGAAGGGUGGUGCGAAUUUGUAAAGAAAUUUCCCCUGUUAGAGGAGAUUUACAUUUCAUAA